AUGAUGUCCUAUAUUGCUCUUGCUGCAUGCAUUGGAAUCGCCUUGGCUGCAAAUGUUGAACACGAUGUGAAGAGUGCAGUCAAUGAGGUUACAACUACUAAGGACGGAGACACUUAUUGUCCAGUCCCAUUGGUCGGAACCAAGUGUGGAACAUCUAGUAUCUUCCACUACUGGAAGUGCUGUGAAGAACUCAACAAGGAAUGCUGUUUCAGACUUCAGACCUGGGUCUGGGUUGUUCUUGCUCUUUUCGGAGUCAUCUUCCUCGCUUCCUUCGUUAUUUCUCUCAUCCGUUGUGUCUGCUGUCGCAAGUAA
This is a messenger RNA of Caenorhabditis remanei, 312 nucleotides long. RefSeq lists its product as uncharacterized. The transcript has 3 exons. NCBI's taxonomy places the organism in Eukaryota, Metazoa, Nematoda, Chromadorea, Rhabditida, Rhabditidae. The record is from RefSeq and is a predicted model, not a curated record. Bases 1 to 312 code for a protein of 103 amino acids.